UCAGAUCGCAGCAGGAACGGAAGCCGGAAGAGGACCUUCUUCCUCAGUAACCGCGGUGCACCACCUCCGUCACUCCGGGUGAAACGUGUCCAGCAGCUCGUUUGUCUUCCUGAGUCCAAGUUCCAGCUAAAGUACGAAGAGUUCCCUGAUUCAGGCAGUGACACGUCCACACUGUCUUCUUAAAUACAGCUUCUACUGAUGCUGACUGGAAGAAAUCUCACUCGGACAUUUUCAUCGCUCUCGUACGUGAGACUUUGUGCCAGCCGGAGCUUGAUCUCAUCCUCUGCUCUCUGCUCUUCUGCCUCAACAGUUUCGUCCAUCCGUCCAUCUCUCCCUUCACCUUCUCACAGUCACAGCUUCCUGACAAACCGACAAACCUUGGUUCCCCUGCACCCAUUUUUGGCCUGCCUCUGUCACUCGACUCCCUGUUCAGGCCUGAUGGAGCUAAAAGAGGUUCUGCAGGUGCUGGAGCAGCUCGCUCCUCUGUCACUGGCUGAGUCAUGGGACAACGUCGGCCUGUUGGUCGAGCCAAGUAAACCUCGGCCUGUUAAAACUGUCCUGCUAACCAAUGACCUCACAGAACCUGUCAUGGAAGAAGCAGAGGCCAUGAGCUGCGAUCUCAUAAUCUCAUAUCACCCUCCGUUGUUUCGGCCAAUCAAGCGUCUAGUUCAGAAAGACUGGAAGCAGAGGUUGGCCUUGCGAGCGGUGGAGGCCGGGAUAGCGAUCUUCUCCCCUCACACUUCAUGGGAUAGCGUUAAAGGAGGGGUGAACGACUGGCUGGUCGGGGGACUUGGUAGCGGCCAAGUGUCCGUGCUGAGUCAGGCCCUCGGUGGCGCCUCCCACAGUCACAAACUGGAAUUCAUGGUCAGGAGCACAGAGGAACUAAGCACCGUCAUGGAGGAACUGAAGGCUUGUGAUGGUGGAACUGCACUACAGUAUUCAAUUAACAGACCAGAAAACAGUGGGAUCCAUGUAAGUGUAACCUGCAGCGAGUCAGCGCUGACCCUCAGUGUCCACACUCUGUCAAAACACACAACUCCCAGCCACUCCCUGAGCAUCCUGAAGUUAGAGAAGCCUCCUCUUCCAGGCCAUGGCCAAGGGCGACUCAGUAUUUUGAACCAGCCAGUAACCGUGGCAACAGCCAUCCAGAAAAUGAAGUCUCACCUGGGUUUGAAUCACCUCCGUUUGGCUUUAGGAUCAGGGCGGACACUAGAGUCCUCUGUGUGCACUGUGGCUGUGUGUGCUGGAUCAGGAGCCUCAGUGCUGAAUGGGGUCAAAGCAGACCUUCAUAUCACAGGUGAGAUGUCCCACCACGAGGUGCUGGACGCUGUGGCGAAUGGAACCAGCGUCAUCCUCAGUGAUCACAGCAACAGCGAGCGAGGUUUCCUGGCUGUGUUCAGGGAGAAGCUGGCUGUGCGUCUUCCUGACAGCGUCACGGUGGUGGUGUCAAAAGCCGACAGAGAUCCCCUGGAGGUGGUCUGACCACAUCUUAAACAUCUGUCGGGUAAAUUGGAAAUAUUCUGAUCAGAGUCAGCGCUUUCUGACAGAGGCAGAUAGAAUGUGUGUGAUAAAAGCUUUGCUCUUUAUGUGAAGUUGGUCUCUCCGUAAAAAAACUGUGCCUCAUUUAAUGAUGAAAAGUGCUUCCUUGUUACAUGUAGUUUGUCAUGUAUUUAUAGGAGGGUCUUAAUAAAAUGGGCCCUGGUUGAUCAAAAAGAUGGAUUGAAGCUUGUAAUCUGAAUACAUGUGGUUUAUACGUACAGUGGAUUAAUUCGCACAUUGUUUUAAUCACGAUAAUCUGUGACAUCAAGUGUGCCCUUCACCGGUGGGGUGAGAGAAUGUCAGCAUCCACACAUUUUCCCUAAAAGUAAGUUGCAUCAUGCUCCCAGUUGGGGACAGGGUAACCCUGAGGAGAUUAAAAGCCUCGUUUCAUCAUAUACAUGAUGGAGGAAAUUGGACAAU
Messenger RNA from Paralichthys olivaceus (Japanese flounder), 1959 nucleotides. It is a transcript of the gene nif3l1, whose product is annotated as NIF3 NGG1 interacting factor 3-like 1 (S. cerevisiae). The record is from RefSeq and is a predicted model, not a curated record. Gene Ontology annotation, cellular component: cytoplasm; mitochondrion. Lineage: Eukaryota; Metazoa; Chordata; Actinopteri; Pleuronectiformes; Paralichthyidae.